CUACAUCUCAACAGCCAAUAGUGUCGCGAGUCGACCGUUCAGCUUCAGCAACUCCUUGCUUUCUUCUUUUUAUGCUUUUGCUUUCCCUUGGCUCUCUUCAUGUUUUGACCUUCCAUGUAUAAUCCAUUAACACAAAACCUCGAUCACAGUUAAACAGUUAUUUGUUUCAUUAUUUUUUAGAUCUUCUCUUAUGUUUUGAAAUUUCUCAACUUUGCUUCGUUAAAGGGCUUUGAUAUUUGAGAAUUUGACUCGGAAAUUAUUCGUGAGGGAGACAAAGAGAGGUUGUUAUGAAUUGAAGUUUGUGGUGUUAAAGAGAUGAACGUGAGCCAUGCUUCGGUUCACCCUGUGGAAGAUCUUCCAACCACGGAUGGCGGCAAUGCUCCGACAGUGAGGAUGAAGGACAUACAGUGCAUGCCUGGAACACCUGGCGGCCUCACUUUGCGAAUCUGUCAAUUGAUCUUUGCGGUUGCAGCGCUUUGUGUCAUGGCGAGCACUAGUGACUUCCCUUCUGUAACUGCUUUUUGCUUCCUUGUUGCUGCUGCUGGGUUGCAGAGUUUGUGGAGUCUGUCACUGGCCAUUGUAGACAUUUAUGCCCUUUUGGUGAUGCGAUCCUUGCAGAAUAAUCGAAUUGUCAGUUUGUUUGCUGUUGGUGAUGGGAUAACGUCUACACUUACAUUUGCUGCAGCAUGUGCAUCUGCUGGUAUAACAGUUCUUAUUGACAAUGAUCUUCAAGGCUGUGCCCAGAAUCACUGUGUGCAGUUUGAAACUGCUACUGCCAUGGCCUUUAUAAGCUGGUUUGCUGCAUUACCAUCUUUUCUCUUAAAUUUUUGGUCAUUGGCAUCCCAGUGAGAAGAUACCGUGUAAAAAAAUCCAGAGAGAGAAAGAAGAGGGUGGCCCUUUUGGACAAAUAGCUAAAACUUUUAUAUUGAUGUGUGUAUCUGUGAUCUUUCCCUUGCUUUUUGUAUUAUAAAACUUGGUUGUGUUGUCUUGUGUAUAGUUUAUGAAAUCAGGCUGCAACAUACAUAUUUGGUUAUGGAUGGGUAACUAUCCAUUUGGCAA
Mangifera indica (mango) is the source of this 1059-nucleotide messenger RNA. RefSeq names its product CASP-like protein 5A2. The transcript is spliced from 4 exons. NCBI's taxonomy places the organism in Eukaryota, Viridiplantae, Streptophyta, Magnoliopsida, Sapindales, Anacardiaceae. Gene Ontology annotation, cellular component: plasma membrane. The record is from RefSeq and is a predicted model, not a curated record. Bases 316 to 849 code for a protein of 177 amino acids.